AUAAAGAGUGCUGCCAUCUCUACUUUCAAGUAUUGCAUUCAACAGUACAAGCGUUUAGACGCUGCUCUGCUGCUGCUGCUGCUCAAUGGUAGUGCAAUGCAAGAGUUGCGUCGUAGGAAGAUGGCAGAAGAACACAAAGAAGAAGAAGAAGACGACGACGAAGAAGAAGAAGAAGCAGAGCACUGCACAGCACAGCACUGCACAGCCCUCAUCGAGCACGUACCGAGGAAACGAAAUGUGAGCAGACUGGCGGCCUCGGCACUCCCGUCUCCUGUGAACCAACUGCUUCCAAUUUCCAACCCUAAACCCUUGUUUGCUGCAUGUGUCACCCUGGAGAAGCACAAGCAGCAGCUGCAGCAGCAGAGGGAGGAUGAGGAGGAAGAGAGAUGA
Mesocestoides corti is the source of this 390-nucleotide messenger RNA. Lineage: Eukaryota; Metazoa; Platyhelminthes; Cestoda; Cyclophyllidea; Mesocestoididae. The record is from the annotation of a GenBank genome assembly.